AUGGAUGUCCUCGAUUAUGCUUCUCCUGCUGUAAAUGAGCUAGAUCUCUGCGCGACUUCACUACUUGUCACUCCUAGCAAGCCACCUGCUCACAAAAAAGGUAAAUCUUCAAGUCCAAACGAGCAGGCCGACUCUGCCAUCAUUUCCACACUCUCCUCGUUGAUCAAUACUCGGUCUGACGCACUUGAAGGAAUGAUUAGCGCCAAUGCUCUGAAGAUAGAAGGGCUGAAGAAAACGGUAGACUUUGUGUGUGCCGAAGUACAAGAUCUAAAGAAGAAUGUGAAAGAUGUAGAUUCCAGACUUAAAGAUCAAGAACGUCUCACGGGCACCUGGAUAACACGCAUUUCUGAUCUAGAGAGAUACUCUCGCAGGUGGAAUUUGAGAUUGUUUGGAGUGCCUGAGACUUUCAAGGAAGAUAUAAGAUCCGAGGUCAUUCGAAUCUGCAGCGAGACUUAUCCCGAGGCCAAGAGCAAGUACCCUGAUGUUGUUGACACUGUGCAUCGGUUAGGGAGGAGAGGUGACAACACAAAACCUCACACCGUUAUCAUGCACGUCACCUCACGGGUUAUCCGCGAUGCCUUAUGGAAAACUGCCAAGAAGUCCCAGUUUCUCAAAGACAACAACCUGCGCUUCGCAGAGGAUCUGACUUCGCUGGAUCGGGAGAGACGGAAGAGCUUGUGGCCCAGAGUGAGAGAGGCGAGGGCUGCUGGAAAAAUGGCCUAUUACGUCGGAGCGCGUGCGUUCAUUGAAGGUGUGGAGAUUACUUUGUGA
Messenger RNA from Sinocyclocheilus anshuiensis, 771 nucleotides. RefSeq lists its product as uncharacterized. Lineage: Eukaryota; Metazoa; Chordata; Actinopteri; Cypriniformes; Cyprinidae. The transcript has a single exon. The record is from RefSeq and is a predicted model, not a curated record. The coding region runs from base 1 to 771 and encodes 256 amino acids.